AUGAGUAAUUAAUUGGCAUUAAGAGAAAGCAAAAACGCAUAAUCAAAUGGUGAAGUAAAUCUAAAUCUUUAAGACAAACAAAUAGAUUCUAGUCGACUAAAGCUUCUUUUAAGCAAAGCACUGACAAAUAAUUUUAUACAAUCACUAGGUCUUUAGUUGAAUGGUAAUAUUAUAGGUGACAAAGGACUUUAAGAGCUUGUUUCUUAUUUAAAUACUCUUCAAAAGUUAGAGAAGCUUUCGUUAUUUCUUUCAGGAAAUAAAUUUUCUAUUGAAGGCGUAUAAAAGCUUCUUAACUUUAAAUUGAAUAGUAAUUUAAAGAAUCUAACCUUGCAACUUAGUAACAAUAUGCUAGGACAAGAAGCAAUUAGGGUUUUAGGACUAUUUAUCAGUAAGUUAUCUUCUUUAAAAUAGCUAAAUCUUAUCUUAGAUAACUGCGAUUUGGGAAAUUGUGGUGCAAUAUAUUUGUGCUAACAAAUAAAAGGACUUAAAAAGCUAAAUGAGUUAUAUCUCAAUCUUAAUGAUAAUUCAAUUACUGAUAAUGGAGUGAUCAGCUCAGUAAAUGAAAUUUGUUAGAUAAAAAGCUUAGCUUCAUUAGGACUUGAUAUUUGUUCUCAUAAAAUAGAUUCAUAAAAUUGUAAAUAAUACUAGUACUAACUUUACUACAAUGUGAUUAGCAACGACUGUGUUAAAUAUAUUAUCAAAACAAUUGGAUCAUAACUUACUGGAUUAAAAGUAUUAAAUUUGGAUAUCCUGUAUUACACUAACCAAUCAUGCUAACUAUACAAAAAGCAAGGAUACGAGGGUUUAGAAAAAGAUUUGAUAUUCUCUAAGUCAGAGAUAUCUAACCUCUUAGAAAAUACUUUUUCUUAAAUUUAAACAAAAUAAAUAAAAAUUUGA
Messenger RNA from Tetrahymena thermophila SB210, 897 nucleotides. RefSeq lists its product as hypothetical. NCBI's taxonomy places the organism in Eukaryota, Ciliophora, Oligohymenophorea, Hymenostomatida, Tetrahymenidae. The transcript has a single exon. The record is from RefSeq and is a predicted model, not a curated record. Gene Ontology annotation, cellular component: perinuclear region of cytoplasm; cytosol; nucleus. Gene Ontology annotation, molecular function: GTPase activator activity; small GTPase binding. Gene Ontology annotation, biological process: nucleocytoplasmic transport; activation of GTPase activity.